Messenger RNA from Leguminivora glycinivorella, 2904 nucleotides. Its product is annotated as zinc finger protein 420-like. The coding region runs from base 53 to 2797 and encodes 914 amino acids. The record is from RefSeq and is a predicted model, not a curated record. The transcript is spliced from 5 exons. NCBI's taxonomy places the organism in Eukaryota, Metazoa, Arthropoda, Insecta, Lepidoptera, Tortricidae.
CAAAGUUACUGAAAGUUAGCUAGUGUGUAAUAAAAUAAACGUUAGUAUUAAUAUGGAAAACAACAAAAAACCAUAUUAUAAAUAUUGCGUCGUUCCUAUGUGCGAAAAUAAUAUAAAAACUGCACCUGACAAAGUUUAUUUCCUAAUGCCGAAAGGUGGAGAUGUAAGGAAAACCUGGUGCUUGGCGAUGAGCAGGGAAAUGGUAUCUUUAUCGAGCUGUUUAUAUUGUUGUGAAGAUCACUUUGACAUUGAAAAGGAUACAGAGAAUUACAUGGAAUACAAAAUAAUGACAUUAGAACAUGGACAAAAAGUGACAUUACGCUUAAAAAGAGGAGUAGUACCAUAUAUAUUUAAAUGUCAGAACAAAGUUAAGUUGCAGCCACCACCGGAGAGCAACUGUCCUAGCAAAAGAAAAAGUUCAAAUAACCGAUCAAGAAUGGAUACAGAGUAUGUAAAGGAACCUUACGAUGUCCCGGGGGACGCUUGUUGGCCGUCUUCGAGCAGGCAUUCUGAAGCUGUGUCUCUAGAAACCAAUGAUUUCCGAAUCAAGAAAGAAAUUGUAGAUCUACAGGAAGAGAUAAAACAGUUUGAUAAACAAGAAAUCCACAUAAAGGAACAAUAUGUAUAUGAAUAUGCAUAUGAUCCAGUAGUAGAUGAUAUUGAUAUAGAAGAAGAGAUCAGCCAAAAGAAAGAAAAUAUAAACGAAGAAGUAAUCAACUCACAUGAUCAUGAUAUUGACAUGAAAAUAAAUACUGAUAUGAAAACAGAAGUCAGAAUUAAAGAAGAACCCAACGCGGGUGAUGAAGUUGAUGUAAAUCUAGAUUUUAUUGAAUUGCAAGAUAAAUAUGUGAAGGUUAAGCAAGAAGUUAUUGAUAUACAUGAUAUAGAUUUCAAUGUUAAUGAAGAAUUUAAUACACGAGAGGAUGUUAAUGACGUAAAUCAAGACGAUAUUGAACUGCAAAAUAAAGAUGUCAAUGGUAAGCAAGAAGUUAUUGAUACAAAUGAUAAAGAUUUCAAUGUUAAUGAAGAAUUUAUUAAACGAGAGGAUGUUGAUGACGUAAAUCAAGACAAUAUUGAAUUGCAAAAUAAAGAUGUCAGUGUUAAGCAAGAAGUGGAUGUACAAGAUCAUUUUGAAGAAGUAAGCCAAGCUGAUUUGCAAAAUAUUGAUCCAAAACAUGAGUUUGACAUACAAGAUGACAUCAGUAGUGAGACUGGUCUGCAGAAGCAAACAAAGAAAGAGAUAGAUGCAAAGCAGAUGGGUUUGCAGAAGAAGGACAUAAAAAAAGAGACAGAUGCAAAGCAAACAGGUCUGCAGAACGAGCAAAUACAGAAAGAGAUAGAUGCCAAUCAUUCGGGUUUGCAGAAAGAGCAAACACAGAAAGAGAUAGAUGCAAAGCAGAUGGGUUUACAGAAGCAAACAAAGGAAGAGAUAGAUGCGAAGGACAAGGGUUUGCAGAAGGCAGUGCAAAUAAAGAAAGAGAUGGAAGAUCUGUAUUCGGAACAUGAGGUGCUAGAAGAAAUUGUGGUGGGCCCUGUCGUUGUUGAGACUCGUGCAAAAUCUACAAGGAAAGAUAAAGAGGAUUUGCUGAUCGUCGCGAGUUCGGACCAAGUCGAAUGCCACAUCUGCUCUCUCGUGUGCAAGUAUCCCAGCCAUUUAAAGGUACACAUUCGAAGACACACGAAACAGAAACCUUUCUCAUGCAAACAAUGUAACAAAAAAUUCACUGUACGAUACAGUUUAGAACAACACAAGCGCGUCCAUACUGGCGCUAGACCUUACUCCUGUAGCUCGUGUGACAAACAGUUUGCAUACAAAAGCGGUUUAACGAUACAUGAACGGACACACACAGGGGAAAAACCAUAUGCCUGCACUAUGUGCAACGAAACCUUCAUUUGUUUAAGUAAUUUAAAGAGUCACAAACGAAGACACGCUGAUGAAAAGCCUUUUUCUUGUAACUUGUGCGAAAAGAGAUUUACCCAGCGAAGUUCAUUAAACAGCCACGAGAAACUCCAUAAAGGAAUAAAAGCACACUCGUGUAGUACGUGUAAUAAAGAGUUUUCGAAACUAAGUAAUUUGAAAGUACAUGAACGAAGUCACACGGGUGACAAACCUUAUUCUUGCAGAUAUUGCGAAAAAAAGUUUACAGUUCGUAGUCACUUGAAGAAUCAUGAGCGUAUCCAUACCCGUGACAAGCCCUAUUCUUGUGGAAUAUGUAACCAAACGUUUACUCAGCAAAGUGCUUUAAUAUGUCAUGAACGGACCCACACAGGACAGAAACCAUAUUCAUGUGAAACUUGUGAUAAAAAGUUUUCUAACAGCGACCAUUUAAAGGUUCACGAGCGUAUACACAGCGGGCAAAAACCUUAUUCCUGUAAAAUAUGUAAGGAAACCUUCAUUUAUAGUAGUUCUUUAAAGAGUCAUCUACGUACUCAUUCUGGUGAACGGCCAUACUAUUGUGACAUAUGUAAGAAAACCUUUUCACACCGGAACACUUUGAAGGUUCACAUACGUACUCACUCGGGUGAGAGACCGUUUUCGUGCGGGUCAUGUGAGAAAGCAUUCAGCACCCGCCACAGUCUACUUUGCCACGAACGUGUACACAGCGGUGACAAACCAUAUGCCUGUAAUGUAUGUAAUAAGAGUUUUUCUCAACGGGUUACAUUAAUAAAUCAUGAAAGGCUUCACACAGGUGACAAACCAUUCUCGUGUAAGACGUGUAAGAAGAGGUUUACGAACCGCAGCGGUUUAUUCAGCCACAAGUGUGAACAGAUGCAGAACCGUAUUGCAACGAGUUAAGGUAUAGAAAUAAAUAAUAAAUAUUGGGGACACCUUACACAGAUCAACUUAGCCCCAAACUAAGCAAAGCUUGUACUAUGGGUGCUAAGCGACGAUAUACAUACAUA